AUGGCCGACACAGAGGAGCCGCGUUUCAACACGCUUGCUGAGCGCAUUGCAGCGCUUAAUCAACAAAAGAAUUUCCAGUCCAACCCGUCAAACCCUUCCGUCCCGUCCACUGCUGGCAAACGACCUCCCCCUCCACCUCCUCCGGGACGCUCCUUAACCGAGGGCUCUCUCGCAAAAAGCCCAUCGCUUCCACCGAGGCCGGUCCGGUCUUCUACGGACAAACUCCCCCCGCCACUUCCGCGCCGAACCACCGGACAGGAAGAUGGAGACCCGACAGCGGCUUCUUCGCCCGGAGAUCGUCCGGGACCGCCCCCGUUACCCACGCGGAACUCUGAGUCGACCACGCCAAAGCUACCCACACGUAGACCCUCAGCGCAGACUCUUUCCGUCAGGAGGAAUUCAAAUGCUUCCGACGUGUCCCAAUUGUCCACUAUAUCCAGUCUGUCGUUGAGCCAAACCAAAUCUGCAGCCUCUAACGGAACACCGGAAGGCCAAGUACCGAGACGACUUCCGCCAACCCUCGAACAGGCCAAGCUGCCCCCCUUGCCCCCGACCCGGCGCGAACUAGAAGCUAAGGCAAAAGAAGCCGCAGCGGCCAACGAGUCACCUUCUCUCCCUCCACGACGCAUUGCCGAUCCACCGCAGCCAUCUUCGCGACCUUCCUUGCCACCUCGGCUCCCGUCAAGGCCCGGGUCUAAUGCUGCUCAACCGGGGGUUCCUGAGGAGCCGUCCCCCGCUCUGCCUGCCCGGCGGCUACCCCCUCCCGCGAACAGCAACCGGGCUAGGUCAGCUUUGGAGUCUGGCUUCGGCGCUGGAAAGAGCAGAACGGUUGCGCCCCCGGAAGCACCACCACCCAUCCCGCUCAGUUCCCGGCCCACUAUCGCCCAAAUCGAUGCUGCCACAAGCCGGGGAGCCUCAGCAGCAGCCGCCCAGCAAAACCAGUCGUGCCUUGCAUGCCGUGAUUUCUCCGGCCCGGAUACGCUCGCAGCCCAGCACCCUACGGCUUCGCUCCCGCGCGGCGUUGACGUGAUAGCUCACCUGGCUCACGUUCUAUGCGCCUCGUUUUCCUCACCCACGGACAAAGCUCGUGCUAUCUUUACCUGGAUGCACCACAACGUUGUCUACGACGUACACGGCCUCUUUAACAACUGUAUUCCGCGUGGCCAGACCCCAACCGAGACCAUUUUCUCCGGCAAAGCCGUGUGCGAAGGGUAUGCACGUGUGUACGAGGCCAUCUCCACACGGGCCGGUCUCCAGUGCGUCGUAGUGACGGGCCACGGGAAAGGGUUCGGGUUCAACGCCGUGCGGAAAGGCCAGCGGCCACCACCGCCUGAUCCGACGGGCCACGCAUGGAACUCAGUACGCAUCGAUGCCGGGGAAUGGAAGUUGAUCGAUGCCUGCUGGGGCGCCGGCGCGCUAUGCGACGGUGCCUACUCACAACGCUUCGAACCGGAGUGCUUCACCAUGUCCAACGAGCGCUUCGGCACCCGCCAUUUCCCGGCCGACUCGCGGCACUGGUACCGCCAAGACGGCCGCGCCUUGUCCUGGGAAGAGUACAUUCUCAGCCCUGCCGGUGACGAGCCCGCGCAGUGGACGGGUGACGCCACGCGAGAGGGCCUCGACGAGGGUAAUUUUGCUCCCAUGCAGCUCCGUAUCAACGUCCAUGGGGGCGAUCCGGUGGUGCGUUUCCAGUUCGGUAAGGUCUGCGAACAUUGGACGAGCGAGAAGAAUGGGGAGGGCAAGCCGAUGCUCAUGGCGCUCAAGAUCGGCGGGCCGGAUGGGCGCAAGGAGGAUCUUGUGCCGCUAGAGACGGACGGCAAGUUCUGGCACUACCUGGAUGUGAACGCCCGCGACCUGGGUGCUCCUGGCCAACAUGUGGCGUUGAUCGCAUUUCAGACGGUGGACGGGCAGAGCGCGAGGGGCAUGACGAAGGAGGAAUGGCUGAGGAAGAAGGGCCGGUGUGGGUUUAGUUAUGCCUACCUUGUGCGGUGGGAGCUGGUUUGA
Molecule: messenger RNA, 2004 nt
Organism: Dichotomopilus funicola
Lineage: Eukaryota; Fungi; Ascomycota; Sordariomycetes; Sordariales; Chaetomiaceae
Exons: 1
Coding region: 1-2004 (667 amino acids)
Cellular component (GO): cytoplasm
Source: RefSeq, a predicted model, not a curated record